This is a messenger RNA of Guillardia theta CCMP2712, 474 nucleotides long. RefSeq lists its product as hypothetical. The transcript is spliced from 4 exons. Bases 1 to 474 code for a protein of 157 amino acids. The record is from RefSeq and is a predicted model, not a curated record. Lineage: Eukaryota; Cryptophyceae; Pyrenomonadales; Geminigeraceae.
AUGGAUUUGAUAUGUGACAUUCUUAUAGUUGGUGGCGGUGGUGGUGGUGGAACCGCAGCAACUGGAGGAGCUGGAUAUGAGUCAGGCGGUGGCGGUGCUGGUGGUGUGCUGUAUAUGGUCAAUAAGACAAUAUCAGCUGGUACCUAUUAUAUUUAUGUAGGAAAUGGAGGAGCAGCGAAUAGAAAUGGUAAAGGAGGAGGAUUUGGCGGCGGUGGUUCCAAUGGCUCAAGUGGUGGGUCUGGAGGCUCUGGUGGAGCAAUCGAGGAGGUGCUGGGGGUGGUGCUGGAGCAAAUGCUUCAAAUGGACAAGCAUAUUAUGGUGGUGGAGGUGGUGGAGGAAAUAGCAGCAACAAUGGAGGUCUUGGAGGCGGAGGAAAUGCGAGCGGCACAACUCUCAAUAGUGGCACAGCUCAGGCAGGACAAAGCGGAACAGGUGGAGGAGGUGGCGGGUCAUACAGUAGUAAUGGGUCAAUAG